AUGGAUAUUGUCACCUUCUUUAGUGUUGUUAUUUUCCUCUGGAUUUCCUAUACGCCGAAACUUUCCAUAUCCUUACACCUUCUACAAGCAGAAUUUCCUCUAUUUAAUCGGUCUCUUGUUAUUGACAACCUUUCUCACGGCGUGGCACAUAAUUUGAAGGGUAAUCACUUGUCUUAUCUCUAUGCCCCAUGGGAUGCACAAUCCUUAAGGCACACGGAUGAUGUGGAGUUAUUCAUGGGGUCGUACUUUGGUCAUGCUUCACCUGUUUUGAACUACCCGUAUUCCGAAACUUGGUCUGUCAGGGAAUUGACGGCAGCAAUUCUUGAAGAGUUGCGGGUAAUCGUAGCAAAUUUUAAGGGAUCCAACCUUCUUCUCCUUCCUCAUCUUUCGACCGCCUUCCCCUCAUCAGUUAAUAUAAGCGAUCACAGUCCCCUUAUUUUCCUCUUCACUGAUUCUCACAGUGAACUUGACUCCUCUUAUGAUCAGGAUGUCUAUAUGUCUUCAAAGGAGCCCUUUACGAGAGGGUAUGAGAUUCUACUCUUACUUCCCCUCCUAGAUUUUAUAAGUCUGGCUAACCACUUACUGAAAAAAGAAUUCAAUCCCUAUGAAGCUCCUACUUCGGUUAAAGGUAUUGACGGUAUGCUAGCAGUAGCUAGAAUCAAUCGGCUGUGCUGUGAAUUUGCGGUCGCAGAGGCAACCGACCAGGUUGGCGUUUUUGAUACAGCAAAGGUUCGUACACGUGCUUUGGCCCUGAUUAGUGAACAAGCAAGGCCCCGGUACAGUCGUAUUUGCUCCAAAGCAAAGGUAGUAAACUAUGCUCACGUUAGAACGCCAAAGAUUGAGGCUCUUGGCUGCCAUAGAUGGGGUAACGGUUCUCUAACUUUCUCCACUGUUUCGAUCCACAAUCCACCUCCUUGGGUCGAAGUUUUCUUUGGCAACAAAUCAAACCUACCAAAGGUUGCCAUUGUGGAUUCUAAGGCUGAGGUAGUGUACACAAUGAAGAGUAGUCUCUCUUAUGAAAACUUGGGACUUAAUGAUGGUGUUAGCCACUUCUGUCGCAUUACAGCCACCUUCAUUUCCCAUUUUCACAACGGCACUCUUCAGCGACACCUCUUUUCCGAUGAAAGAGUAGUGAGUAGGCGACGAGUUGGUUUUCUGCACCAAGCUCAUAGCGCUGCUCACCUGGAAUCGCUAAUUGGCCUGAAUUCGAAGGAUGUGGUCGUGCUCUUCUUUGGUCGCCAUUGUGGUUACACAACUCACGGACGGGGUGUCCUUUACGAAUUUCAGUCGGUGGCCAAACACCUUGCACAUCAAAAGUCUCUUCUUUUCGUAGUCGUUGACGUCGAUGUUGUGCAGCUUCCGUGGUCUUUAACAGUGGAGUACAUCCCCAUCAUUAUACUCUUUCCAAGGCAUCAAAAGUCCAAUUCCAUAGUCUUUCCAAAAGCUCUUCUUUCCACCACCAACCUCUAUUCCAACCUUGUAAAAUUCCUGAACAAACGUAUAAAUCAUUCUACCAAUUCCACUACCAUCGAGGACUCAUUCCGUUUGGUGGAGCACCUGAACGUACACAUAGCUCGGAUUUCGUCGGCUGAGGGAGUGCUAGAAGGUCUUCUUCAACGUCUGGUAAUUGGGCUGCAGGAGCUUAGCAUCGAGAUACGCAAACACACCUUCCAGUACAUUCUAGCCACUGAAUCAGGUCGGAUGACUCUUCAUCGGCUGCUUUUCAUCCGAGAUCGACUCUCCUUUCAGUGGGGUCGUUUUCUUGCCGCAAAGGAACGAUUAGUGAAGGAGCGGAGCAUUGCAAAGACAGCGCGAGCCCAUCUCCUUUCGGAUCACAUUUAG
Molecule: messenger RNA, 1842 nt
Organism: Hydatigera taeniaeformis
Lineage: Eukaryota; Metazoa; Platyhelminthes; Cestoda; Cyclophyllidea; Taeniidae
Source: the annotation of a GenBank genome assembly